UUGUAUUAAAGAGCUAAGCAAAAAAUGCUUGCAUUUGUUGCUCUCGGAAUGGGAACCAUGUGGGUCGGAGGAUUUGCCAGAGGUCAUCCAUCAAAUCUGUGGCAGAGGAGCAUUCAUUUAUGUUUAUCUGUCAUCCUGAACACAGUCCUGGGAGAUAAGUCCCAGCUGAGCAUUCAUACGUUUGCAUUCUAAAGUAUACUUACCUUCAAUUGAGUAAGCCCAUUAAGCCUCAUGGGGCUUACUUACCAGUAGAUGUAUAUGGAAGCUAGUUCUCAGUCUCCAAGUAAACUCCAUGCCUGGCUCAAGACACCAGCUCAUCUUUUCUGAAAACUUUUAGUGAAGCUGAACAGUUUUUGAUUUCAGUUAAACCAUUUGUAAUGCUAGGUUCCAUGGGAUAAAGGUGUGAGCGCUUACAUUUCUGCUGUUUGAUAAGGGAGGAUGAUUGAACAAGGCAGGUGGGGGGAAUAAAAGAGGAGAAAGAAAAUUAAAUUGGUGUACUUUUCACUGCAGGCGAAAAGGAUUAAACUCUGGCUGGUUCUGUCCGAUAGAAAGUCUUUGGUGGAAUGUGAAGAAUGUGCUUAGGUUGGUGCAGGAAGGGGUUUCCGGUGCAACAGCAUUUUUUAUUUUUUUGCCUGAGGGUCCUGUCAUGCUGACUAGAGUUCAGGAAGAGAGCUUUAAAAACACAUGCAGCUGCUUGCACGUUUGAAGGUACUGUGAGGGUGGUGGAAUCCUGCAGUGUUUCUCUCACAGCUUUUCAUAAUUUCAGAAUUGCCAAUUCCGUUGUCUUCUGGGUUAAGAAUGACAUCUCUCUUGAACCUGGAGAUAUGUCCAGUUUAGAAUAGCAGUAUCUGCGUGUCACAAUAAACUAUGGUUUGCGUUAAUUACAGUUAGUUGUCCCAUAGUUCACCAAAUAGUGUUCACCUCCAGUUUCUAAUGGGGUUUUGACUCUGAUCCAUUUAUUUGUCUUGGGACAGGAAACUGAGGAGGAGGAGCACAAGGAUGAGCCAGUGGUUCUGAGUUCAGACCUGAUAACAAGCAGUAUUUUUUAAAAAGUCAGUGUUCCUGUGCUACCAGUAGCAAACCAUGAUUGGAAUUGAAUUGUGGCUUGCUGGAACAGUUGGCCAGUUAUGCUUCUCUACGAGCCAGAUUUCAGCAAACCACACCAUGAUGUCUCAUGACACAAGAAUACAAUACUGUAUGUCAGGAAAAGCAUUAUAGACCCUCAGAAGAGCCUGUCCCACCUCCCAUUCACCAGUUGCUGUUCUGAACAUGCAGAGAUGCAACAGGCAGACUCCUCAAAGGGAAAGCUAAUUCUGUUCGAUCAGGAGAUCCUUCCACUGCAGUCACAGGUUAUGUGGAGACUUGGUAAAGAUCCCCCAUAUUCAGGCGAAUGCGAUUGGGAGGAAUCGGGAGCAGGAUGUCCCAACAGGGACUCAUGCAGGGGUGCAGUGGACAGACUAUCUGUUUUGCAAGCUGGUAUUUGGGUCUCCAGGGAACCAUUCCCUGGGUGCAUACCCUGCUAUUUCACAGUACUCUUAGAUGACUCAGCAUACAGUGGAGAAAAUUUAUAUUUCUCUGAGAACAAAGACAAUUGUUCUGUCUUCCCUUGAUGAGCUGGGCACAGUCAUGAGAGUUUAUCCUCACAACACCCAGCCCCAGUGGGUUGAAGAUGUUCAGAGGGUCGUAUCGGGGACAGAAAAUGCUUCUCAAGUGGAGUUUGCAGAAACAUGAUUGGUGGCUUUUGUUCGUCAAGUAAUUCAGUCAUGGCCUUCCAGAUGUGAUUGGACUGCACCUCCCAUGACCUCUAGCCACAUAGUUGGUAGUGGAGAAUGAUGGGAACUGUAGUUGAGCAACAAACAUCUAGAGGUGCACAUGUUCUCCAUCCACACAGUAAACUAUAUUGUUUACCUCCAUGAUUUCCUUUGCCUUUCCCCAUGUUUACAGGAAUAAUAGAAUCACAAAGGUCAUUGUAUGCAUGAAUUAAUUGUUAGUUUGAGAAAAGGAAGUUCUCAGACUGUGGUUGAUGGAUCAUGAGCUGGUUGGAAGCUCUCGGUCAGGUGGUCUUCGGGAAGUUUUGUGAAAUCAUCUUUAUUCAAUCUUUCCCUUGGCUUUGCCAGCAUUGUACAUAGUAAAGUUUUGAGCAAAGCUCGACUAUCAAAGAGGGUGGCAAAACCGUGAUUGCAGACCUGUGAUUGUUAUACAGUGGCAGUAGGUUGAUCUACUAACAUAUCCUGAUUUUUUUUUAACCUGGAGGGACGGUUGGGAGGAUGGUUGUAGAUGUUUUUGUCUGCAACUUUCUUCACCUUUUAUGUGAAAGAAAGUGGGUGUGAAGGCUCCUGCUUCCCAUUGUAAAAGUGGCGCAUGAAUUAGCAGGUUGGCUAAUUCCUGUGCUAUGUGUGAGAACUGGGUAGGCGGAGGAGUGCUCAUUGCCACAUGCAGUGUGGUUGGCGUGUCACAGCUGGAGAUGGGUAUGCAGAUGCGAUUCUGCCCAGGAACUGAGAGCAAGACUGGGUCACAAUGAUAAGUCUUUGUUAAGUCUUCUUGAAAUAAUACCAGCAUCCCUGGUAUUAUUUUGUCUGGUUGGCAGUUGGAAAAUUUAGAUAGAGUAGCAUGGGGGCCAUCACAAAACAGCCAUUGCCGAAGGGGAUUACCUGUUCAUGAAAUUGCUCAUGUGAAGUCAGCACAAGCAGUCACGAAAGAUCUGCUUUCUUGAAGGGCUACCUGAUGAAGCUGAGAUAUGGGUAACUAGCCCCUCUGUCUUAAUUAAAUAACAACAUUUUUAGCACAUUUCUAAUAUACAAAGCCUUUCCUUUGAAUUCACAGUAUGUUUUCUCUUUUUCUCAAUUUGAGGCUCUUCCCCAAUAGCAAAUACCAAAAUCCACACACUCCCAUAUGGCAAACAUUUGUGAUCCCACUCAGUUGGUUUUUUAAAAAAAACAACAGCUAACAUAUUUUAAAUACAGUCUUAGAAGCAGCUUGUCGUGUUCUUGAGAUAGAAGUCAUGCCCUCGUCUCUUAAAGAUCUCUGAAAAGUUAUAUUAGGAUCAGAAGUCCCAUAAUUCCCAGGUUCUCUGGCUAGGCGAUUUUGGGCAUUGUCUCCAGAAAACAAUUUUUUUAGAGAUCUAAGAUUAAAAUUCACAUGCCACACAAAACACCUCCUUAAAAGGGGUCAGGUGGCUGUCAUUCUGCAUGUUAGCAUAUGAAGGUUAGUGGUUUGUCUUUAUAGCCGUCCUCCAAGCCUGGCACUGGGGUGUGUGAGGUGGAAGUUCAACAGGUGGAGCUUCUCUGUGAAUCCUUUGUGCUGGACUUUCGGGAGAGGGUCUCUCGCUUUGGGGCGGCCGCCUUGGCCUUUGCUCCCUUCUUACACUCCCAGAUCAUGAUAGAGCUCGUUAACAUUAUGUGUCUGCAUAAAUGAGGGUUUCUGAGCUCUGUGUAACAGCGGGGCACAUUCUUAGGACUGAUCUUCCUUUUAAUUCAUCAAUGAACCCUGCUGUCGGAAAGGAUUAAUGCCUGACAGCUUCUCUUAUGGCCAUUUCUUGGCCGGUUCAGUUUUGCCCACAGACGGACCCCCUUCACAAUGGGACGCCUUAUCUCUUCUUUCCAGGACCUCCGCACUUCUGCGCCACCGACGUAAUCUGCACAGCUGGUCAUGACUCUGGAGACAGCUGCUCCAAACAACUGUCCUCGUGGCUGUUCUUUGCAGUUGGCUUUAAGGCCAGAGGCUACUUCUUCCUUUUAUUUCCCCCCCCCCCAGAAAAAGAGAGAUGGUUUUUGAGUCCAGCCAGGAGGGCCCCAAGCCUCGCUUGACAUAUCAGUCCCCUCCAUCUUCCCUUGUUUCCAUCUUUUUCUUCGUCGUGGUUUUUUUUUGUUCUGGAAGGGAAGGCCGCUUCAUGUCUUGCCCGCUAUAAAGAAUAGGAAGUGGGUAGGAUGCUAAGGUUUCAGGACGCACCUCCCAUGUUCCUAAGCAGGCCUCAAGAUUAAUUGUUCCCCAUGAUGAGGCCUAGCGCCUCUGCAGAGCAGGCCCUCUGGUUGCUAGGUAACCGCACCAGGCCUCCAUUCCUCCAUAGCUGCAUCUUUUUGAGUGCCUAGCAACCACAGGAAGUGCUCCCUUGCAGGAACUUCCUGUGAGGCAACUGUCCUGCGUUCCUCCCCUGGCUUGAUUUAUAUCUGGUCUGGGUGGUGGGAAGGGACAACCGAAAAGGGUCAUUAGGUUGGAGAAGCUGAUCUCUAUGGCAGGCUUACCACGAUCGUGGCUUUACGAGCUUGCGAAAAGGAAGAAACCGACGCACAUGACCGUGAACUGUUGGUUCUGCAACCAGGACACCGUGGUGCCGUACGGCAACCGCAAUUGUUGGGAUUGCCCCAACUGCGAGCAGUACAACGGUUUCCAAGAGAAUGGUGACUACAACAAGCCGAUCCCGGCCCAGUACAUGGAGCACCUCAACCACGUCGUCUCCGGGGCCAGCGCCUUCUACGACCCGACCAAGCCCCAACAGUGGGUGAGCAGCCAGGUUCUCCUGUGUAAAAAAUGUAACAGCUACCAGACAAUGAAGAUCAAGCAGCUGGCAUCCUUCAUGCCCAGGGAAGAGGGCAAAUAUGAUGAGGAGAUUGAAGUAUACAAGCAUCACUUGGAACAGAUGUACAAGCUGUGUCGCCCCUGCCAGGCAGCAGUGGAAUAUUACAUCAAACAUCAGAACCGCCAGCUGCGGGCCCUCUUGCUCCGGCACCACUUCAGCCAGCGGAAGACCGACAAGACGUGCAUGCAGAGUUUUUAUGCCGCGGCUUCGUCAGCCACCACACCCAUUCAAGUGAUCGCCCUGCGCUUCCUGGCUUUCCUCAGCUGCACUGUCCUCGUUACCAUGGCCCUUUAUGGGUCAGGCAACCCCUUUUCCCCUGCGCCCGGCACUCCUCCUGCUCCGUCGAGCCCGGGGCUGGCCAGGAACGGGACGGAAGCCACGCCAGGGGUCCCGGCACCUAGCAACGGCACUCUGCUGGAGAUCCUGAGCUGGCAGGAGGUGGUCCGGCUGUUACCAGAGCACGUGGUCGAGACGCUGAGCACAGCCUGGUCCUACGGGAGGAACCAUCAGGUGGCGGUGGUGGCCCUUGGCUUGCUGACAUGUUUCCUGGCCAUGCUGCUGGCGGGACGCAUCAGGCUCCGACGGAUAGAUGCCUUCGCCUCGGUCCUGUGGCUGCUGGUGAUGGGUUUCCACCUAGCCGAGAACUACCUGCAGACGGACCCCCCCAGCUGGCUAGACACGGCCAAGUUUGGCACCACCUCCCUCUGCUGCCUGGUGGGCUUCGCGGCAGCCGUGGCCACCCGGAAGCCAACAUCCCUGCGGAGACCCCGACCCCGAAGGUACCUCUCUGGGGAUUCCAUCUCCGCGUUCCCCAGCGGCACAGAGAUCGGUUUCCCGUAUCCCCCUGCAUCCCCAUCUGUCUACAUCCCGUCGCCACCCAGCGUGCUGCAGUUUACCAGCCAACAGCUCUUCCGAUCCCCACGGCGAACAUCGUCUUCCUCUCUUCCUGGACGGCUGAAUCGGGCCCUCUCGCUGGGCACGAUUCCUUCUUUGGCCAGGACUGAUUCUGGCUACUUGUUCAGCGGGAGUCGUCCACCCUCUCAGAUGUCCUUCUCUAAGGAGGUACCUCCAUCAGAAUAUUUCCCCCUUCUCUCGGGGAGCUGCAUCUCCUCCCCGGGGCCAUCUCCAGCCCCAUCGGUAGCCGGCUCGGUCACAUCCAGUUCGGGCUCCCUGCGUUACCGCCGGCCCCUCAUCAGCCCCGCACGGCUCAACCUGAAUGGCCGCCGGUUGAUGCUGUUCUCGGCUCAGACUGAGCAUCGUCUCGGCGAAGACGCGGCCCACUCAGAAAACAACGUCUUUACCUCCGAUUUGACAGCCUACACAAAGCGGAACCUCAGUGACCGGGGAAUGCACGAUAUGAGAGCUGUGGCCGAGGCAGGAAGCAUCGGGAGCAACGGCUCCAUUAAGAAGGGCGACAGCUCCUCGCACUCGUCCAGCUGUGUGGUGGACACCACGACCAACGGGGAAGAGCCGGCCAGCUGGAAGGGCUGCGUCGGCCGCUUCUCUCUCCGAGGGGUUCUCGCUGUGAGCCUCACCAUCAAUGUCCUCUUCACCUCUGCCUACCUCUACCAAAAUCUGCGGUGAGCCGGGGUCGGGCGGCCACGCGUCAUCUCCCCGAUCUUUUCUCCCCUUGGCCCCGAGGGCCGACUGCCUUUCCAAGGAGCCAGAAAAGAGAAGGGAAAAUUCGUGGCCACGAGAACUGCUUACGAACGCCAACACCUCUUAUCUCAUCGGUCUGGAAGGUCUUCGCAUGAAGAAGCGCCUUGGGUUCUCCGGCACCUUUCCUUUCUACAGAGCUGAUUGGUUAGGAAGUGCGCAAAGCGGCUGUUUUCAGGGGACUUGCGAGGGAGCCUCGGUGCGUAAGGCCAGACCCAUCUCUUUUCCUCCCACGAUGGGUGGUUCUGGAAUUCGGGGUCUCUGGAGGAACAGGGGCCACGAUCGAUCCUUUUCCGUUUGCUUCUAGCCUUCUUUACCCUGGCGAGAUUUCUCCAGUGUGUCCCUCUUUCCCGUGGGAGAAAGCAGAGAGAGAAAGACAGACCAUGGAUGGAGUUGAGGUUGACCCACAGUUUAUGCACCCUACAUUUCUCAACAGCUUGCCAGGUGCACUUCCCACAUCGAUGCCCGGUGCCAAGAGGGUGUAUCUUAUCUUCCAACCAGAACCCGAUGGCCAUGUAUUGCUCAUUGACGUCGGUUGUUUUCUUCAAUUGGACCUUGAAACUCUGCUUUGACUGGCCUAGAGGCAUCGGUGUCUACUGUAAUAGCUCAAUUCUCGCCUCGCUGGGACAUGCCGUCGUUCUCGACAGCCGGUGUGUUUAUGGGAUCUUGCAAGCUUUCUGAUCAAUUUUUUCCUCCGCGGGCUGUACUGAGAACCGUUGCGGCUAAGGCUGGGAAGCUGGCCUUACGUGACUUGAAUGGGCAGAAAGUCAGUUACUGCACUGUUUAAAAGGCUUCUGUCUCCCCAGUCCUGGCGGGGGAGCGAGGCCUUCAUAGAUUUUUUCAUUGGAUUCCUUGUUUAAAACUAUCCAAAACAUGAACCAUGGCAUCUUGAGAAACCUUGCCUGUACUUCAACACUCAAACCUCCUGGUGCUUAUCAAACUCGUGGACUGGAGUGCUUCAGUCGGCGAGUUGAUUGCGAGGGGCUUAUCUCAUAUGGUGCUGCUUGUACGGGGUGUUUGUGUGUGAAUCCCUGCAAACAGAAAGCUAGCUCUUCACUACAAGGAAGAACGUCCCUGCAUGCAGAAAGCUAGCAAGGUGUGGUGAAAGGAAAGCUACGAAACUUUUUCCUGGCUUUCUAGAUUUCAGUAUGCGGGGUUAUAUUCUCCCUGAGUGAAGGUGCAUUCAGGAAGGCAAGCCUCUCCUGUUGUCCCGAAGGGGUAUUGGCUAUCCCGUGCAGAGAUUGGAAAUAAUAUGUCACGUUUAAUAAAUGCAAGUUAGAAUCACACUUUGAACAGGAAGGACGCAUCUUUUAAAAAUAAUGUUUUGAAAGUAACAUUAAGAUAUAUAAAACUUUGCUUUCAAAAUGUUAUUCUUUGGGUGCGUUCGUUGGCUUGUCUGAUAACUCAAAAGCAACGAUUUUCACAUUCGUGCUCUAAAUCUUACACAUUAGUUCCUGAACUCUGGUUCCAAAAACCAAGCUGAUAGAUCCUAAGUGGAAAAUUUUUCUCCUUUCUUGAAUUCUCCUUAUGAACAGGGACCGAGUUCAAUGAGCUGUGUAUUUUUCUUUUUACCCCUAUGCAUUUCAUGCAACUGCACCCUAGUUAAAUGUUUUCUGAGGAUGUCUGGCAUUCGCCAGGAUUUAAAUUUGACUUGAACUGUUCCCAGGAAACUGGCCUCCUUUCCCUGGGUCUCAGCUGUCUCCACUGUCAAAUUCUGCUGUUCAGCAGCAGAGCAACUGGUGCUCAGCAAAUUACCUUACUCUCCUCAUCAGCACCCCAAAAAUCUGUUCAGAUAUUUUUUUAAAAGCCACAGCCCUAGACUCACAACUUCCGUACCAGCCCCGGGUUGGCUACAGAACAAGGCGGUGUGCUGAAGUUUCACCUGGUGCUUAAACUCUCCUUCCCGCCUUAACCAGCGGCGGUCGGAAAGUGGUGCAAGCUUCUGUGUGCCAAGGAUCAGCCCCCUUUAAUGCAUUUCCAAUCCCAGGAACAUCCAGGAAGCCUCUGCUUAUUGAACGACCGUCAGGCACUUCCUUCCCACACAAAAUAUAAUCUUGGUCCAGCAUUUUGUUUGCCUGCCUUGAUCGGAAGCAGUGGAACAUCAGUAUCCUUAUCCACAGUAUACGUUUUCAUCCAUGGGUCGCCCUUCCCUUCACUAGAUAUCCCACUCAAACGUCACUUCCAUCCUCUGUCCCCCGAGAUAUACCCCAAAUUUAUAAAUCAUCUUCUGUGUUUCCCUGUCAAAAACAGCCCCUUUCCACAAACACACCUACGGCAAACUUAGUAACCCCAUUCAGUGAUGUAGUUUGGCUUCUGGCUCAAGGCAGAUGGGGGGGGGGUGUCGUUGCCUUUGAAACGACAUAAUCUAAAAGAUAGAUAUGUAAAGUUAUUUUUUUAUUAUUGUUGUUGUUUUAUUUUGUUUUUUCUUAAAAAGUCAACAAUGGUUUGAGAGGUGCUUUGUUUCCCAUCAUGUGUCCAUAUACCACAAAGCGUCACCUCUGGUUGAACAGGUACAGCAGGUUUUUGAAGCCACACCGGAACCUACUGAACCUGUUUAAGCGGAGGCAGCGGGUGUGUAUAAUCACAAAGAGCGUCACUUCCUUCACACUACCUUUUCCUCUUUUCUUGGGCAAAGGAACUGUUUGAUGUUCUCUGUAUUUAGAGGGCAGAGAGAGAGAGAAUGGAAACAAGAAUUACUUCGGAUAUGGUGCUACAGAACACUCAGAUAUUGGUGCAAAUUGUUCAGCUAAAUCGCCGUGAGUUACACGUUUGAAAAGGGGUAAAGGUGUGUCAGAAGCAUCAGGCUUACGCACCUUAACUUCCUUUUGCCUUAAAUGCAUUUUACAAUGUGUGGCUCGGCUUUUAUUGUAAAUUUGUUUCCUCAUUCUCUCUUUUUGUGGGAAAAAUGGUUCGAUCAUGCCAUUCCCCCCCCCUCACUUUCUUGAACAAGCACUAGGAUUUAAAUGACCCUCCACAGUAAAAUUAAAUUAAAAACCCAAUAAACUAAAUCUGGGUUUAAAAUGCAGCCCUAGUUCUGUGCAAUAGAAGAAUUCUGAACCCACCUUCCUUGCAAGUUCUGGAGGACGCUUUAAAACCUAUGCGUGUAUUUGAUAGCAUGUGAAUUCCAGCUUUUUCAAGGCGUGAUCCCGGGCCUGAAAUGCGAGGAUGCAUCCUGUCAUGCAAAGUACUCCACAGCGCCUCUCCAACCUUCUUGAGGACUAGUUUCAUGGUGAAUGUAUUGAGCAACUGCCUUCAGGAAUAACUCCUUAUCAAAUCAUACACUGUGUCCUGUGUUGCUUGAAUUUUUAGGGUGGGGGGGGAGUUCUGUUGAUUUGCUGGAGAGAAAAGUGGGAUAAAAAGGAGAGGCUUUUUUCCCCAUUGGGAGAUUACAAUUGUACUUCUUCUUUUUUUUACUUAUGACUUGUAGGCUUUUUGGACUGGGUGGGAGAGAGAGCCCACCCCUGUACAGUUCGGUUAUCAGUUUGUGCUUUAAGGGUUUUUGGAGAGAGGGGAUAAACGUUUUUUUCCUGCUGGGUCUCUGCCCCUUUUCCUCCUGAAAGGUUUGUGUUCUGUGUUUCGAGAGAUUAUUUUUCAUUAUAAAAAAUAAAUGGGCGGUUGAAACCUGAA
Molecule: messenger RNA, 9859 nt
Organism: Pogona vitticeps (central bearded dragon)
Lineage: Eukaryota; Metazoa; Chordata; Lepidosauria; Squamata; Agamidae
Source: RefSeq, a predicted model, not a curated record